GUGUAAUAACAAUAUAUCAAUCAUCUCACAUCCAAUUGAUGUUCGCCCUAGCCGCUUUUGCUCUCUGGCACAAUCACCGAGAACUCAAUUUUCGGCGGCGUCGGCUCCGGUCGACGUCGCAGGACCUUUUGCUCACCAUCUUCGUUGUCUCCUAUGUCUCAUGAUCCUGUUUUUGUUUAUUUCUAGUCUCAUCGGAAUUUUGCCGAAAUCUCGAAUCUCUGCUCCCGUCAUGCUUCAGCUUCAUUUUCAACAUCUCUAUCUCCUCUCUUCUUAUCUGAUGGAUCUUCUCGGCGAAUUUGUUUUCCCAAGCUUCUUCUCGCAGAGGUUUAUAUCGGAAGAAGAGUCAUCUAAGUCUAUUUGCGCAUCAUUGGAAAAAUCAGAACUUUCUAGCUCUAGAUCUGGACCAUCACCAAUGGCACAAACAGUUUGUACUCACCGAAUUUCGUUGAUGGCAAGAGUAUCUCUUGGACCGUCUGUUGCACCUAUUCCGGUGAGUUCGUCGACGGCGCACGACGUCUCUCAAAGCUGUCUAGUUGCUCCCCUUGCUUUCCUCAGGUCUGUGUCGUUCAUCAACUUGCCAAAUUCAAUUCUAAAGAUGUCCUGCUCAAUUAUGACUGGUAGUGGACGCCACGUUAGGGUAGUAGUGAUAUCUUUAGGCUGGAUUUGUCACUAUCAAUCACGAAACCUGUUGAAUCUAGAAGUUUUCUUGCUAUCCGAUGAAAAAUUAUCUUUGAAGCUUCUUGGAUUAAUGCUACACUCGACCCAUAGCUUGCGUGAUUCUGGUCACCAUUUUGCUCAGUUGGGACUCAUAGUUCGAGUAACAACUUUUUCAAGUUCAAGCUUAAUCAUUCCGCCUCAUACUUAUUGGGCGAUGCAUAUCAACACUCUCGAACCAUUUUGGAGAAACCGCCUCGGUAUGUUCAAUCUAACCUUAUCUCAAGUCCUCUUAAAUCGGAUAUUCAUUGCCUUGGAUUGAAUGGACGUGGACUACACUCUAGCCUCGCUUUACUAUCCUUCUUUUGGCCUUGUGAUUACUUUUGGCGACUCCUACAAACCAUAGAGAAACCAUCCUUGCAAAACCAUCCUUGCAAACCCUUAGUCUCCUUUAUGGAGCACCUUAACAAAAGCUCUUUGGCGUUAUUCGCGCGAGCUCUUUAUGACCACUUGUUGGUCGGGGAUUUUUCGAAGCUCGUCUU
This is a messenger RNA of Arabidopsis thaliana (thale cress), 1196 nucleotides long. RefSeq lists its product as uncharacterized. NCBI's taxonomy places the organism in Eukaryota, Viridiplantae, Streptophyta, Magnoliopsida, Brassicales, Brassicaceae. The record is from RefSeq and is marked reviewed. The coding region runs from base 161 to 976 and encodes 271 amino acids. The transcript has a single exon.